AUGGCUGCCAUCAGUCUCCUGGAUGAGCAAAAUCAGUACUUUCUCUCUGUUGUGCAUGCCGCCACGAUAGAAAAUCCAACUGUCCGGCGCUCCGACUGGUUUGGGUGCGAGAAAAUUUUCUUUCGAGGAGGCAUCUGCGAGAGAACUAUCACGCGUGGGUAUGAAUCGCCAGCAUCUCCGAUCUACGAAAUUCCCGAUCUCCAAGUUUUGGAGGAGACUAAAUCACUCCCUGUGGUUGAUGGCAGGUCUGCCAAUUUCAAAUACUAUGCGGGAACACCAAUCACAACUACGCAGGGCCUUAAUGUCGGUGCACUAUUCAUCUUCAAGAAGAACUACCUCUCACAACCCUUGUCCUCAACUAAACGGAAGUUUAUAAUCGAGACGGCCCUCUCCGCGACGGAGCAUCUUGCGCAAACCAUUGGAGCCAUUGAGAACACACGUUCCUUAGCUUUCAAUGCAUCGAUCUCCUCGCUUCCGGACUAUGACAAGCCGGGCUCAGCAUCACAUGUGGCAGACGUGAUGAACUCCAUCGGAAACGUCGAGAGCCUCAAGUCGGAAUUGUACGGCACUGCUGCCCACCUCUUGUUGCAAACGCUUGAUCUUGAACACGUCGUAAUCCAGAAGGUCUUGCGCAAGGGAGAGCUCCUGGGCACUAGUGCGAAGACUUCCGCUGAAUCAAUCCUCGCUGAAUACCACGACCCGUCAGCUGGUCCUUCCCAGCCUGUUCCUCAACAGCUUGUCGAACAACUAUUGCGCUCCUGGCCUAGCGGCGUCAUCCUGCAACUCGCCUCCGCGGAUCAAGAUGAUUUCUUCAUACCAUCGGUACAGCAAGACUCGAAUGCAAGGGAGCACAUCCAGAUUGCUCUAGGCGACUAUUGUCCUGGUAUUCAACAAUGCAUUUUCAUGCCUCUUAGGGAUUACUUCCACGACCGACAUACGGCCGUUAUCUUCGGUUGGACUAGAGGUUUCAAUAGGGUGUAUGCUGGCAGUACUGAUCUUCCAUCCGUAGCCUCUUUUGGGACCGCGCUCAUGACGCAACUCCGGCGUUUGGAAACACUGGCCUUGACCAGGAAACAAUCGGAUUUUCUUGGAUCAGUCUCACAUGAGAUGCGAAGCCCACUUCACGGCAUCUUAGCGUGUAUAGAACAUCUCCGGACGACCGAUUGUUCUGCACAACAGCUCGAUCUGCUAGAAAGCGCCGCCGCUUGCGGACUGCAGCUAAACAACAACAUUGACAAUAUUCUUCAAAUUUCUCAGAUCGGAGUAUCGAGCCCCACAACGAGGACGUCGAAACAAUCCCUGCUUAGAAGCGAUGCAGACAUGACUUCACAAUCACACGGCGCUCAACGCCACCCUAGUACAAACACCUUACUCCACCAUAUCACGAGUUUGGUCGAUGAGACCAUGCGGCUACACGAAUGUAUCACCACGCCUUUGCAGAUAGUGGAUCACGAUAUGAAUAUAGUGCCCACAAGGAUGGCGCACACACUUGUUACACUGGACGCCCCAUUGGAGGCCGAUAUCUCAAUUGUUUAUUGUCCAGCACUCGACGCUAUAGUGAAAAAUCUUUGUCAAAAUUGCCUGAAAUUCGCGCGAGAAGGUAGCUGCGUUCGAAUCAGCGUGCAAGCUGACGAGGAAAAUGUCAACAUUUUCUUCACCGACUCUGGCCGUGGCUUCUCACAAGACUUCCUCACCCAUGGUCUUUUCAAGCUUUUCUCCCAGCAAGACCCCUUGGACCCCGGACUUGGACUUGGCCUCACCCUGGUACAACGCGCGGUCCGCGAUCUGGGUGGUAGCAUUAAAUUUGACAGCGACGAGUCGACAGGAAGCGAGGUCCAGGUUUCCCUGCCUCGUUGCCAGUUAGAUUCCACGCGACACGACUCCCUGGGGCAAGCGGUGUCAAACUUGGACCCGUGGAACCUCAAACUUGACGCCUCUGAUCUCGCAGAUGUACAACUUUUCACUCCGGCGCAAUGGCGAGAUCAAUCAGAUCCGCGGAAUUUUCGCUCUAUGAGAGCAAUGGCUGAUUCACUCGAUCAUACAUUCCGUACUUGGCUCGGGAUUCGCUGCAAAUGUUGGGAUGCAGAAGGAGAAAAGCCCAAGAUCCUUCUCAUCCUUGACACUGAUUUGCAACACGCGCGAGAGGCGCUGGGCGGUGAUUUCCCGGUAACCUGGAAAAUAAUCAUAUACCCGGAGUCGACUUUUCAACCGCAACCGUCCGAGCAGGGAGUCUUUGUGGGUGUGACAGGCUCCCUCAACCCUUUCAAACUACGAGCUGCAUUGCUGAAAUGUCACGAACUGCAAUCUGCAAGGAACCAUGAAGCGCAACAGCCUUGCAUCAAGACGGAUUAUGCACCAAGCUUUGAUACAACACCUUCAGUACAGCACGUGGCCAUAGCUAACACUAGCAGUUUGAACAAGUCGCCCACAAUCCAUGUUACCAUCAAGGAAAUCGAAGCGCCUCUACAAGUGCUUCGUCUAAACUCAGAGUCGAAUGACGUAGAAGUGAAACGAGAACCCCGAUUCCUGCUUGUUGAUGACAAUGCGAUCAACCUCAAGGUUAUCGGCAUUUUCGCCAAGAAAUGCAGCGAGGAGCCCUUUACGCUCGCCGCAGGAGGCCAAGAAGCCAUCGAUGCAUUCAAGACCACGCAAAACGGCACUGAUGAUAAAGCUUCAGCGCCACGUUUCGAUAUUAUCCUGCUCGAUCUUUCCAUGCCUGAGGUGUCAGGAUUUGAGGCCGCGUCGACUAUCCGAUCGAUAGAAAAGGCCGCUGAUGAUCGGUCGCGGACUUACAUCGCAGCUUUGACGGGCUUGGUUAGCGAGAAAGAUCGCAACGCGGCUUUCGCAGCCGGAGUGGACGAGUAUGUCACCAAGCCGGCCUCUAUUCAAGAUCUACGCGGCGUGGUCAGCAACUGGAGAAAAACCAUACCUCCAGCUUGA
Molecule: messenger RNA, 2940 nt
Organism: Dissoconium aciculare CBS 342.82
Lineage: Eukaryota; Fungi; Ascomycota; Dothideomycetes; Mycosphaerellales; Dissoconiaceae
Exons: 2
Coding region: 1-2940 (979 amino acids)
Biological process (GO): protein autophosphorylation; phosphorelay signal transduction system
Molecular function (GO): phosphorelay sensor kinase activity; histidine phosphotransfer kinase activity
Source: RefSeq, a predicted model, not a curated record